This is a messenger RNA of Maylandia zebra (zebra mbuna), 978 nucleotides long. The record is from RefSeq and is a predicted model, not a curated record. NCBI's taxonomy places the organism in Eukaryota, Metazoa, Chordata, Actinopteri, Cichliformes, Cichlidae.
AUGGAGCAAAGCCAGAAUAAGAGGACCGUGAUGGGAAAACACAACCCAGGACGUAUCGCUGCAGUACUCAUGUCUUUAGCUGCCUUUGUAGUGAGCUUGGUGUUUAAUGGGCUGGCUGUAGUUGGAGUUAGUCCUUUUCACACCACCCAAGCCAAUGUCUCAGCUUUGUUUGACACCCAGCUUACGCCUUCAGGAUGGACAUUUUUCAUCUGGACCCUCAUCUACAUCUGGCUGAUCUUCAUGAUCAUCUACAUUGUUGCGGGUCUUUUCAGAAAGUUGAAUGGAUAUGGAUAUGUUUACUGCACUCCUGCAGUACUGCCUUAUGGAUUCUUUAUUAGCUGGUGUCUCAACAUGGGCGUCAAUAUUGGUUGGCUGCUGGUUUGGGACAGAGAACUGAUGAUUCCUGCACUGGUGUUUCUCAUCCUCAUCAUCUGCACUAACUACUCCAUGAUAUGCUUCAUCUGCCAUGGGAUUCACGUUUAUGGAGCUUGGCUCAACAAAUACCACAAAGCAGACCUGUGGCUCCUCCGGGUGUUGGUCCAGAAUGGUGUCAUGAUAUACACGACUUGGACAACUGUUGCAACCCUCCUCAACCUGACCAUUGUACUGGCUUAUGAAACAGACAUGUCCCAAGACGAUGCUGCCACACUCUCAUACUCUCUUUUGACUAUUUUGUUGCUUGGAUGGUUUGUUUUAGAGAAUCUUGUCCUCGACAAGCAUGUGCGGUACGUCUGCAUUACCUACCCCGUUGUGAUCUGGGCGCUGUCUGGAAACCUUGACAAAAACUAUGAUGCUGAAUCACCCAGUCGCAAUGGCGUCUUCAUUGCUGUGCUGCUGGCUGCAGCCUGUGUGCUGUUUGUGAUUCGGGUUGGUUUGGUGGUCUGGAGACACAUCAAACAGCCACUCUAUGAAGGUGUCGAUCCUGAAGCCAUGGAACCGAUGGAGAUCGCUAAGAAGCAGAAAAAGAUAUUUCGCUGA